This is a messenger RNA of Crotalus tigris (Tiger rattlesnake), 1326 nucleotides long. RefSeq names its product serum amyloid P-component-like. The transcript is spliced from 2 exons. Gene Ontology annotation, molecular function: complement component C1q complex binding. The record is from RefSeq and is a predicted model, not a curated record. Lineage: Eukaryota; Metazoa; Chordata; Lepidosauria; Squamata; Viperidae. Gene Ontology annotation, biological process: innate immune response. Bases 201 to 836 code for a protein of 211 amino acids.
AGUCCACCCCAAAAUAUUUGUGGGACAGGAAUUGGAUUCCACCCCAAUCACGCUGCAGGAUAAAUUUAGACACGGCCCCGGGAGGCUAUAUAUUUGCUGGUUGCAAAGCCAGCUUGCAGCCACCGCUGAGCUCAGCUUCCCACGGACCAAAUUCCGUCUCCAGCCCCUUGCCUGGUUUCUUCUCCCGGGGCAAGGAGAAGAUGGCCCCGUGGUGGGUCUGCAUGCUCCUCUUGGCCAGUCUCUCCAAAACGUCUCUCCAGGAAAAUCUGCAGGACUAUUCCUUCAUCUUCUCCCACAAAGGCUACGUGAUCUUCGAGGUGGAUGAAUCUCAAGAAUUUCUCCAGAACAUCACCGUCUGCCUCUGUUCUUUCUCCGACUCGCCGGCCAAACAAGCUCUGUUCUCCUAUGCCACCAAAGACCAAGACAAGGAAAUCCUGAUCGAGAAGGUUCAAGGUUUGGAUGGUUCUUGGUGGUACACGGUCUACAUAGGCGGUGUGCCUCAGCGCUUCCGAGUCCCGGAUUUCUACCAAGAGUGGCAGAAGAUCUGCAUCACCUGGGCAUCUGAAACGGGGGUCCUCACCUUGCAGUUCAAUGGAAAAACGUUGCCCAGGAAGAUGGUACGUCAAGGCUACUUCAUCAGACCGCAUGCUUUGGUCCAGCUUGGCCGAGCCCACCACGAGGAGAUCUUCUUUCAGGGAGAGAUCCAGCAAGUGUACAUGUGGAAUUCUACCGACAGUGUCCACGAUCCACCCAUGAUCGAAUGGUCCAACCUGAGCUAUGAAACUCAAGGCAACGUGGUGCUGGAUCACCUUCCCUGGCCACCAUAUACCUGUUAGAUGUAAAUUUCCACCUCCUGUCAUCUUCGGUUCUACAGUUCCAUCCAGGAUCACUGGUCAAAACCCGGGACGUUCAGAUCACAUUUGAUCACACCCAGGACUUGGAUCCCUGCUCGCUUCUACUUGAUCAGUUGAAUCCGUUCAGACCUUCGAGGCAGGUUGAUUUUUCCAAAUUAUUAUUUUGGGGGGGGGUUGGGGGUAAGGAAAGUAAUUUGACUUGUGGACUUCUGACCUGACCGUACAACUGGACUUUCUGAUUUGAUUUUCAGAAAUUUGGUGCCUGGAGAUUUGAAUCCAAUGGCCAAACUGAAGAAGCUGCUUUUUCGGGUCCGUUGCCCCUCACAUUUUAGGGUUCAGCCAUGUUGUCAUUUGUGGGGUCCUUGGGGCUCUUUAAAGCUUGGUGGUUUUCUUGCAGAUGUUUCAUGAGCUAACUAGGUAACAUCAUCAGUGCUAGAAGGAAUGGGGUUUGCAGAGAGGAGGACGACGACAA